Molecule: messenger RNA, 1766 nt
Organism: Blastomyces dermatitidis ER-3
Lineage: Eukaryota; Fungi; Ascomycota; Eurotiomycetes; Onygenales; Ajellomycetaceae
Exons: 2
Coding region: 86-463 (125 amino acids)
Source: RefSeq, a predicted model, not a curated record
GGGGGACUACAGCGAGAGACAGAUAGAUAGCAGCAGGUAGGCGGCACAGGAGGGUGAAAGGAGAGACGAGACAAAGGAGAGACAAAUGUCAAGACAGAUGUCAAGACAGAGAGGAAGCGGAGCGACGGAGGAGGGAGGGAGAGGAGCGAGACAGACACGGGGAGAGUGGAAGAGAGAGGAGAGGAGAUUGGGGGGGGAGGAGAGAGGAGAGAGGAGAGAGCCGCAGUGGGACGGGGGUUACAGGGGAGGAGGUACCUGGCCCGCGGAUUUCUGUGGAGGAGGCACUUGCUGGUACCUGCCCCCAGGCGCAAGUUCCCUAGCGGGUGGCUACCAGCCCCCAUCCAAGCCUGCCUUAGGCAAAGCGUGGGAAGACGCCGCCACGAGAAACCGACAGCCACCAAUGCGUUAUCUGCGCACAGAGGCCAGUUCGUUCCCUUACGCCGCAUUUAGGUAUGGUAUGUAAACCCUUUUGUACUGUGCUUAGACUGUCUAGCGCCUAUAAGUGAUAGGCAUCGAAUCGCGUGGCUCCCGCGAAUAACUACUAAGUUUGCCUAGCCUGUAGCUUGAACGGGAAUAGGCAUGGAAGCAGUCCUAUCCAAGGUCAUAUUAUUUCGUCUUCCUCUGUGUCGCUAUGAGUCUAACGGUUGUCUACAGAGUCCAGAUGAGGCAUCAAUCGGUUCAUGACUCUGCUUGUAUGGCUGUCUUGUGCUUUGGGAGUCAAAAUAUCGCCUACUUCCACUAUCAACACCAACCAGAACCUUGCAACCCGCCAGGGAAGGACUCUUUUAGGCUGCAUGGACAUACAUGGCAUUCCAUCCACUUUUGCUCGCCCAUCGCCAUUGUGGUCGGCUGCUCUCAAACCGAGGAGGAUCUUAAGAUCGCUUUCAAAACAACGAAGGGGUCGAACACAUAUCAACUCGCGUGUGCAGCCCCAGAUGAACAGUUUUAAACUAUUCUGGACAGUUUGAACGUGGCCUGUACGAAUGUUCCACAAGCUUUAUUCACGCAGGUUAACCGCAAACACUUGGCGUUUCUAGGGCUACCCGCAGACGACUGCGCUUGGCUGGAGGAGAAUAUUCAAGCCUGGUUUACCUCAUUGGCCGUGAACUUAUCUCGAAUCAUAUCAUCAUUCUUUUGAUAACGAGGUAAUUUACAACUGUUGUGCAAAAAGCUAAGGGUUUACAGCUUAGUUUAAACCUGCGAUUUAUUAAACCAAAGAAUCCCUCACAAAUCCGUCUUUAAUGACAAACGCCUCGUAAGAUAGGCUAUCAAUAAGGCUGGCUUGGCUAACGGGAUGACCAUCAACGGUUGGAUGUGGCGGUUGAUUUACAAAAGCGAAGAAAAUCCUCACUUUUUGUGGCUGCUCCGGUUCUCCAUUUUAUUUAUAUCCUGCUUUUAACAGGUUUCGUGCAGCGCGCAUUGUUGGGUGUGGCAGAGUUUUCAAAAGCUUCAAAUAAUACCUUCGAACGACCUCCACGGGCCACGCUCUAGAGAUUCACUAAAACUUAGCCUCUACGACUAACUUGCUCCAACUUCCAAGCUAGUAAAAGUUUAAUUCCACAAUACUCGUUAUAUAGACACGCACCACUUAUACUAGUCCCUAAUGUAAUUAGUAUAUUAUUAGAUGGGGUUUAGUUAAGUCAUAUCCCACAGACCUCUCAACAAUUCUCAGGGCCUCAGCUAUGUAUCUAUGAAAUUCCCCCGGGUAUACGGAGUAGAGUAUAUGUAUAUAGAUAGAUAUAGAUAUCCCCCCAGGUAUAGAAACC